ACUUAUUGGGAACCAUCUUACCAGCGUGGCAAUAUAAAAAAGGGGGGCUAUGGGAUCCGAGCUGGGAUUGGUCCCAUUUUGAGAACAAGGCGUCCAGUGCAAGCGCGCCAACACCAUCUGCCCCUCUAGAUUACCAAGCUGGUUCUGAUGAAAUUUAA
Molecule: messenger RNA, 158 nt
Organism: Acaulospora colombiana
Lineage: Eukaryota; Fungi; Glomeromycota; Glomeromycetes; Diversisporales; Acaulosporaceae
Source: the annotation of a GenBank genome assembly